CAUCCUCAACGAGUGCUGGAAAAGUAUGAGCUCACGCCGUGCUUUGACUCAAAACCGCAGAAAAUAGCCUGAAGCUUAUGGGAUUACCUGAAACACCAUCCUCCGUCUGCUGAAUUUCUUCGUCCUCUGCCUCUUCGCGGCAAAAAUGGAAAAGUGGUGUUAACGUGGAGCACGCCGGCGGCCGACUGGCGCAUAAUUUUCCUGGAGGGACCGGCGGCAAUCUCCGGUCAUUAAAUGUCCCAACUUUCUCACGGUUUGCUAUAAAAGGACUGCAUUGCUUCUCCGCUGCCAUCCGCGUCUCUGGCAAUUUGUAGUGAGAAAGUAGUGAGAGAAACGGGAGGGAGGAAGAGAGAGGUAGCCAUGGCUGCACCAACAGAGCAACCACUCUUGACUCCAUACCAGAUGGGAAAGUUCUCACUUUCUCAUAGGGUGGUGUUAGCGCCAUUGACAAGACAAAGAUCCUAUGGGAAUGUGCCUCAGCCUCACGCAAUCCUGUAUUAUUCCCAAAGAACUACAAAGGGUGGCCUUCUAAUCAGUGAAGCCACAGGUGUUUCAGACACUGCCCAAGGCUAUCCUGAUACACCUGGAAUUUGGACAAAGGAGCAAGUAGAGGCAUGGAAGCCAAUUGUUAAUGAUGUUCAUGAGAAGGGUGGUAUAUUCUUUUGCCAGUUGUGGCAUGUUGGAAGAGUCUCUAAUACUGGUUUUCAGCCUAAUGGACAGUCUCCAAUUUCAUCUACGGACAAGCCAUUGAAACCCAAGCUAAGGAGUAACCAAGUGGACGUAGCAGAGUUCUCUCCACCUCGUCGGCUAAAGACAGAAGAAAUCCCUGAAAUUGUCAAUCACUUCAGACUUGCUGCCAGGAAUGCUAUUGAAGCUGGCUUUGAUGGAGUCGAGAUCCACGGAGCCCAUGGAUAUCUGUUGGAACAAUUCAUGAAGGACAAUGUGAAUGACAGGACAGAUCAGUAUGGAGGCAGUCUAGAGAAUCGAUGCCGCUUUGUGCUAGAAGUAGUUGAAGCAAUUUGUCAAGAAAUUGGAUCAGAUAAAGUUGGCAUAAGGCUUUCACCUUUUGCAGAUUAUGCAGAGUCAGGAGACUCAGAUCCACUAGCUCUUGGGCUUUACAUGAUGGAAGCACUGAACAAAUAUGGGCUUCUCUAUGCACAUGUAGUGGAACCCAGGAUGAUCACUGUUGGAGAGAGAACAGAAACUUCACAUAGUCUGCUUCCAUUUAGGAAAGCCUUCAAGGGGACUUUGAUUGCUGUUGGAGGUUAUAAUAAGGAAGAUGGAAACAAAGCAAUUGCUGAUGGUUAUGCAGAUCUAGUUGCAUUUGGUAGAUUUUUCUUGGCUAAUCCAGACUUGCCAAGGAGAUUCAAGCUUGAUGCUCCUCUUAAUAAGUAUAACAGGUCUACCUUCUACAUAUCAGAUCCUGUCAUUGGGUAUACUGAUUAUCCGUUCCUUGAACAGGCAUCGACUGAAUAGAGUCUAUACAUGUUCAUCAAAUAAAGUUGCAGGGGAGGUGAGGCUGCUGAGAUCAAAUCCGUUCACCUUCGUUUAGACAUAUGAAGAUUAAUAACAUGUACUUUUGUGUAAAUCUUGCCCCCACAUUGAUCUCGUGCAUCUUGGGUUCAAGAAUUGAAGUGUCCCGGUUGUUGAUCCUGCUACAUAGGCUUUUAUUAGGCUCCCAAGGAUGCUGUAUCUGAGGUUCUGAAUAGCAGUCUAAGCAUUGCAGUUAGGAAUCAUGAGGUGCGGGAUGUUUUAUCUAAUGAGUUCAGAGGUUUAAGUAGACUAUGGAAUUUUGUUUCAGUGAGAAUAAGGAAAUUUAAUAUGCUCCAUAUUUUUUA
Nymphaea colorata (pocket water lily) is the source of this 1838-nucleotide messenger RNA. RefSeq names its product putative 12-oxophytodienoate reductase 11. The transcript has 5 exons. Lineage: Eukaryota; Viridiplantae; Streptophyta; Magnoliopsida; Nymphaeales; Nymphaeaceae. The coding region runs from base 361 to 1476 and encodes 371 amino acids. Gene Ontology annotation, molecular function: oxidoreductase activity; FMN binding. The record is from RefSeq and is a predicted model, not a curated record.